AAGAUGGCCAAUAUAAAACUUACAAGCAGGAAGCAAAACUCCCAGAGACCUAAGGAAUCUGGUACUUCGUCGGAGUCCGAUACUUUCCAAUCCACAUAUUAUCCUACACCUCCCAAGUCCCCUCAAACCUCCCCUUAUACAACUUCUUCGCCUCCUCCCGUCUCGCAUACAACUGUACCAAAUCCGUAUUCUUUCGCAACACCCCUCGCUUCAUAUUUCACCAAUUCCUUCGUCACCUCGCCGGUAAUUGCCGCAUGAGGUCGUUAUAUGGAUUGGGAAUGGGAGGUCGGUUACGGGUUGGUGAAUGGGAUGUGGAUGCCGCUUGAUGGACAGGGACGGGCAUCUGGUGAAAACUAGUAGUUGCAGGAGAAUGCGGGCAUGUUGUCUUGGGUAGGUUAGAAGGUGAAUGGUGAUGGUGAUUUUGGUAGUCGAUUUGGAGUGACUGAGAGUCGUAUUUGCUCAAUUCAUCCCAGUGACUUCUAGAGAGACGAUGAAAAGUGACUGUCAGUAGAGUGAGGUGUGGUCUUCAUUCAUCGGCUA
Molecule: messenger RNA, 540 nt
Organism: Aspergillus glaucus CBS 516.65
Lineage: Eukaryota; Fungi; Ascomycota; Eurotiomycetes; Eurotiales; Aspergillaceae
Exons: 1
Coding region: 4-258 (84 amino acids)
Source: RefSeq, a predicted model, not a curated record